Molecule: messenger RNA, 1644 nt
Organism: Fusarium sp. VM40
Lineage: Eukaryota; Fungi; Ascomycota; Sordariomycetes; Hypocreales; Nectriaceae
Source: the annotation of a GenBank genome assembly
AUGGCGACGGCUCGAAGAUGGGCGCGCAAGAUCGAGCGUGGAUGCUGUACUUUUGCGACAUACUUUCCCCUGGUGUUUGUGUACGGAUUGACAUCAUGGGCUGUCUGGGUGGUAGUCAGUAUUGGCAACGUUAGCCGGAAGAGCAGCUGGAUAGGCAACGGUUCUUCGAUGGUAGGCGUUGCGCUCUUUCUCAUGCUCAACUGGUGCUAUACCACUGCCGUCUUUACACCUCCCGGCUCGACGACGAACGAUAUGGGCUACGGCCUCCUCCCAACACAAAACACCCCCCAAGCGAGUUCCUUUACAGUCAAGAGCAAUGGAGAAUUCCGGUUCUGCAAAAAGUGUCAAGCUCGUAAGCCUGACCGCGCCCACCACUGCUCAACAUGUCGACGAUGCGUGCUCAAGAUGGAUCACCACUGUCCCUGGUUGGCAACCUGUAUCGGUUUGCGCAACCACAAGGCGUUUCUUCUCUUCCUGAUCUAUACGACCCUUUUUUGCUUCUGGGCAUUCGCUGUGAGUGGAUCAUGGGUUUGGUACGAAGCGUUGGAUGACCAGGAAUACAUCGAAACUUUCCUACCUGUCAACUUCAUAAUGUUAAGCGUCAUCAGUGGAAUUAUCGGCCUCGUGGUAGGCUGCUUCACAGGAUGGCAUAUUCAUCUGGCUCGUUGCGGACAGACUACGAUUGAGUGUCUCGAGAAGACUCGCUACCUUUCGCCACUACGCAAAACGUACAACUCUGCCCACGACCCUGAGAACGGAGUACCAGAGGCUGCGCGUCACUUUGUCGACUUUCACACAAACGCCCUACCUGGAAUUACCCGUCCCGAGGAGGGUGAGGAGCGACGAAUGGAACCUUCACCUCGAUCAUAUCCCACCGAUGGCUCUCAUCCCGUUCAAAUGUCUUACGCCCAGCGAGAGCGGGAACAACGGCAAAAGCGCUAUGAAGAAUAUCUCGACGAACAAGACUCGGAAAAGCUCCCCAAUGUUUUCGACCUUGGCUGGAAGCGCAACUUGACUCAUCUCUUUGGUCCUACCCCCGUGCUAUGGUUCUUCCCUGUCUCCAACACUACAGGAGAUGGCUGGACCUGGGAAGCAAGUAGCAGGUGGCUUGAAGCUCGUGACCGACUUCGAGCUGAGCGAGAACAGCAGCGACUUCGUGAGGUCAACGCUGGCUGGGGAUCGCCAGAUGAUAUUCCGGACAUUCCAGAGCGACCAACAGGUGCAGGACGACACUUCACUCCCGGUCCAAAGCUUGCAGGACCAAAGUCGAUGAGUAAGGCUGAUCGAGUCCUCGGCCGAGACCCAAACCUCUAUGCCGAUGCCACACAAGAUGUGCCUAUGGAUCGUCUCAGUCCCCGCGGUCGCACGGUAGAAGAUGAAUUAGCAGACCUGGACAGCGAUGAUGAGGGUUUCCUCGAUGCCAACAACCCCGAGGCAGCAGGCGCUGGCAAGCUCAGCUCAAACUUCACAUCCAAUGCUCAACGUCGUGACGACGCUGAAGCCCGCGCCCUCGAGGUUGUUACCAACGGUAACUGGGGCCGUGGUGGUGCAAGUGGUAUGCUCCGUAAGGGAAGUUCUCAGAGCAGUCCCAGCAACCUCAGCCGUUCAGGGACUCCUAAGUUUACAGAUGAGGGCGUUGACUAG